UGUAAACUUGCCGCGGGCCCAGCGGGCGGAGGCCGGGCCCGGCAGUUGCAGGUCUCUGGACCCGGAGGGAUCGCGGAGCCCAGGCCGGGCGAGGAUCGGGCAGGCGUGAGAAGAGGAGUCCGGGGGCGUCUGCCUGUAGACUCUGUGCCACCCGCCUCCCCUCGCCCGCUUCCGUUCCCUGGCCUGGAGCCCCCUGGAAGUUGGCUGGCAUCCCCAGGCGCCAACAUGGAGGGCCGGUGGCGGGAGACGGUCGCAAUGAAUCCCUGAAGACCCGUCCGCUGCGCGUACCCGGUGACGGCAGGAGCGUUGGGCUAGUGAACCCUGACUUUCGGCAAGCGAGGCGACAGCAUGGCUCAGGCGAGUCUCCUGGCCUGCGCGGGCCUCGCGGGCGUGAGCCUGGUGCCCACCGCCGCCAGUAAGAAGAUGAUGCUGAGCCAGAUCGCCAGCAAGCAGGCGGAGAACGGCGAGCACGCCCCCGGGCCCGACGCCCUGCGCUGCUCCGGCCAGGGGGAGACGGUCGGCAAGAGAGGGUCCUCCGUCGUCCGCCAGGGACACCGGAAAGAGGACAAGUCCCGGAGUCGCAAGGACGACAGCGGCUCGGCCGAGGCCUCGCAUUCGAAAAAGUCCAUCAAAAAGGUGGUGGCGGAGCAGAACGGCUCAUUCCAGCACAAGAAUCCCAAGAACUUCAUCUGCGAGCACUGUUUCGGCGCCUUCCGCAGCAGCUACCACCUCAAGCGGCACAUCCUCAUCCACACGGGCGAGAAGCCGUUCGAGUGUGACGAGUGCGACAUGCGUUUCAUCCAGAAGUACCACCUGGAACGCCACAAACGCGUCCACAGCGGGGAGAAGCCCUACCAGUGUGAGCGCUGCCAGCAGAGCUUCUCCCGCACAGACCGGCUGCUCAGACACAAGCGGAUGUGCCAGGGCUGCCAUUCCAAGACCCCCGAGGGCCAGUUCUCCCUCUAGGCGCGGGGGCGGACGGGACCGGGCCGCCCGCGUCCCCCCGGAUCCGCCCUCCCCUGGCUCCUCUCCUACCCCGAGCCCCCACCCUAGCCCGGGGCCGGCGGGCGAGGAGCGGGCGAGGGGGAACUGCCCUCCCAGCCCCCCUCUCCCCGGACCGCGAUCUACCGCCACGAGGCUGCAAGACUGAGCCAUGAACCCUGGACUCCCCACCCCUGGGGAGAAAUGAAGAGGGCAGGGGGAGGGAAGGGAGGAUGGGAUCUUGCCUUUCCCCCCCCCCACCCCUUUCGCCCCGUCCUCCUCUCUUGUUUCUUCCUAAAUUUCAAAUAAUCCAGAAGCAAUUUGAGCCCCAUCUUGGGAUGGCAGGGGGGCGACGGGGCCGCCCAACAGCCGCUGAGGCCCGGGAUCCGUCCCCCCGCAGCCCCACAGCCGCCCGGGAAGAGGAGACGACCCCGGACACUCGCGGAGAGGGUGGGCCCGGACCCGCGCCCCCCCGGGAAGCCGCCACCGUCCCACGUAGGUUCGGCCCCGGGCCUGGCUGUCGCACUGGGUCUGCCCAGGCCGGCCCAAGUGCCUUCUGUCAAAAUUGGGCACGAGGAGGGGAGAGGGGGGCCCCGGUUGGCACCUCCCCGCCCCUGGGCACUUGGGGCUAAGCGGGGCCACCGAUGUGGGCAGAACCAGAGGUCGGGGCGAACUGCUGGUCACCUUGCGGGGUCGUGGGAUGGAACCAGCAGCUCCCUAACCCCGGGGGCACGGCUGAGGAUGCGGGGGUCGAGGGACGGUGUCUGGUCUUCAGGUCAAAGGCAGCCCCUGCCCCUGCUCCCGCGGGAGGCGUGACCUGCCUGGGUGGUGGCGGGCCCGGACCCUGUUAUCGUUCCCAAAUCGGGUGUGUGUGUG
This is a messenger RNA of Tachyglossus aculeatus (Australian echidna), 1857 nucleotides long. RefSeq names its product zinc finger protein 740 (gene ZNF740). The transcript has 7 exons. Gene Ontology annotation, biological process: regulation of transcription by RNA polymerase II. The record is from RefSeq and is a predicted model, not a curated record. Gene Ontology annotation, molecular function: DNA-binding transcription factor activity, RNA polymerase II-specific; RNA polymerase II cis-regulatory region sequence-specific DNA binding. NCBI's taxonomy places the organism in Eukaryota, Metazoa, Chordata, Mammalia, Monotremata, Tachyglossidae. Bases 349 to 966 code for a protein of 205 amino acids.